UAUGAAGAAAACUUUUCCGUGUAAAAGAAAACGUCAACUGGAAUUUUUAACUUUGAUUAAGAAUUUUAUGCAAUUUUUUACAUAGUUUGAAAAAAUCUUUACUAUAUCAGAUUUUAGAUUUAUAUUUAGUUAAAAAUAAAUCUUCCAAAGGCUGCGUUUUACAAAUGUGAAUAAUGUUUUUGAGGCUGUUUUUACUGUUAGUAUUCCUGGAUCAAGCUAUACAAAACAAACCUGCAACUUAUGAAGAAGGAUAUUUAGAUAUUUAUAACAUUCCUGCAAAUAAAUGGAAUAAAAGUGAUAUUGUUUUUGCAUUAAAUUUGCCGUUUCAACUCUGUCAAACAUGUAAAAACAAGCAUUCAGGAAGUGGAUACAACACUGCAAAAUACUAUGCUGCUGCAGCAGCAGUCGCUGUAGAAGACAUAAAUAAUAGCAAUGAUAGUUUACCUAACCAUAAGCUUCGAUAUGUUUGGGACUUUAAUGAAACAGAUACUCAUUGUUAUGAACCUGAUGCUAUAAAGGCACAAUUCAAGCAGAUUUCUAUUGGUGUUCAUGGAUUUAUUGGUUAUGCCUGUAGUUGUCUAACUGUUGCAAAGAAUGCAGCUGCUAUGAAUUUACCACUGAUAUCAAUGAGUUGCGCUGAGCCAAGUUUGUCAGAUAAAAAUGAUUAUCCUACAUUUGCACGUACUUCAUCUCUUAAUCUGGAUUCUGUUUUAAUGGUUGAAGCAUUGUUGAAAAAAUUUAACUGGAACAAGAUUGCUGUAAUUUAUGAAAAAAAUACACUAUGGGAACCAAUGUUUAAAGAAUUGCAGCAAAUAAGUAAAUCAAAUGGUAAGUUCUCAAUUGAGCUAGAGACUAGUUAUACAAAAGAAGAAGCUUAUGAAAAAGAAAAAGAAAGUAUUGAACACAUAAUUGAACCAUUUCUAAAAGCAUUGCCUCAAAAAGCAAGAAUUGUUAUUCUAAUGAUUGACAAAGGGUAUCUUCGUUCAUUUUUAUUAUCUGCUUUUACUGAAAACUUGACUAAUGGAGAGUAUGUUUUCAUAGCAGUACAUCCCUUUGUUGGCAUGGAAAAAUUAUUUCAAACGCAUUCUUUUACUGCCGUACAUGCUUGGUUUUUGCCUUGGAAAGGCGCUGUUGGAAAUAACUUGUAUGAUCCAAUUAUACUAAGAAAUAUGAUGAUAGCUUAUCAAUCAGUACUUAUCCUACAGCCUGAGAUUCCUUUUGUAAAUCAAACAGGAAACGAAGAGUUUAAAAAGUUUCAAGAUCGAGUUAUUGUUGCAAUGAAGAAACCUCCAUUCUUUAUUGAUGGCUUAGAUUCAAUAAAUAAAUCAGCUAUACCUACUAGACCUCCUGAAGAAGCUCAAAGAUUAUAUGAUGCAGUAAAACUUUAUGCCUAUGGUCUUACUGAAGCCAUAAAAAAUAAUGAAGACACUCGAAAUGGAGUUGCUAUUAUCAAUCAUUUAAAAGGAAAAACGUUUCAAAGUGUAACUGGCUCUAGAUUUGUUGUCAACUCAAAUGCUGAUACACAAGUAUACUUUAAUGUUUUGCAAUUUCAAUAUGAUGACAUUGAAACUGAACUAAUGAUUCUUCAAGAUGAGAACAAAAAAAGAGAAGGGGAUGUUAUGUUGAAAUGGCAUCCAAAAAAAAUUUACUCAAUAUAUCCUAACUGUAGCAAUCGCAACUGUUCCUCAUUUACUCUGGAAAGGAGUCCAUCAAAUCCAGAACCCAAGUGGAUUAUUGGCCAUAUACCACACGAUGAACCAAAAUGUGGUUUCCACAAUGAAAAAUGUCAAGUUAAAGAUUCAAAAAAUAGUACCUUACUUGGAGUUACCAUUGCACUAACAGUGUUAAGUGUGAUAUUUUUGGUUGUGCCAAUUUUUAUUUUCAGACAUAUCCGAUUAGAAAAGAAAAUUUACAGUAAACUUUGGAAGAUAGGUCCUGAAGAACUUUUUUUUCAUGAUUGGAAAUCAGUUUCCUACACCUCUUUGGGGACUCUGACUAAUGUUGAUUUUGAUGCAUCCAAUCGAUUUACUCCUUGUGCAUUUUACAAAGGAAGUUUAGUUGCUGUCAAGAAGAUUGAAAAAAAAAAUGUGGAGUUAAAUAAAAAUGUACUAAUGGAGUUGCAGCAAAUUCGUGAUGUGCGCCACAAUAAUCUGAACCAAUUUAUUGGUGCUUGUGUAACAUCAGGCAAUAUAUUCAUUGUAACACAGUAUAACUCAAAAGGAAGUUUACAGGAUGUACUCGAGAACCAUGAAAUUAAAUUGGAUACACUGUUUAUUUUAUCACUUAUUAAUGAUAUUAUAAAGGGCAUGUCCUAUCUGCAUUCUACUGAUAUCAAGUCCCAUGGUAACCUAAAAUCUUCAAAUUGUGUUAUUGACAGUCGAUGGGUGCUAAAAAUAACUGAUUUUGGUCUAAAUGCAUUUCGUGAAAUCCAAGGACACACUUUAUCUUCUGAGCCAGCCAGUAAUUUGCUUUGGAAAGCGCCUGAACUUCUUUGUGCUAAUGUUUCAUCAACAUCUCGUGGAACACAAAAAGGAGAUGUGUAUAGCUUUGGUAUCAUUUUACAAGAAUGUCACACAAGAGAGGGAGCUUGGGGAGACUUUUCAGGAGAUCCUCGGGUUAUUAUUGAAACUGUGAUGAGGAGAACAAAACCUCCUUUUCGACCACUUGUUCAAAACCUUUUGGAGGGUGCAGAGGGGCUUCGUGAUGUUAUGAAAAGAUGUUGGAGCGAAGUGCCAGAAGAAAGACCCAGUUUCUCAGAACUUCGAAGAGAGAUUGAGUUAAUGAUGAAGAGUAAUGGAUUAAAAACAAAUAUUUUUGAUAACAUGAUCUACAUGAUGGGAAAAUAUUCAGAUGGGUUAGAAGAGCUUGUAGAAGAACGAACUGAGUGCUUGCGUGAGGAAAAACAGAAAGUUGAAGCUCUUUUAGAAAGAAUGUUACCCAGAAGUGUUGCUCUUCAGUUGAUGAAAGGGAAAGAAGUUGAGGCAGAGUCCUUUGAAAAUGUUACUAUUUACUUCAGUGAUAUUGUAGGUUUUACAAAACUAUGUUCUUCCAUAACUCCAAUGGAGGUUGUUGCUCUUUUGAAUAGUCUUUAUACAAUGUUUGAUCAGGUCACAAAAGCCUAUGAUGUUUACAAGGUUGAGACAAUUGGAGAUGCUUACAUGGUUGUAAGUGGGUUACCUAUUCGGAAUGGUACUCAUCAUGUAAAAGAAAUUGCAUUAUUUGCUAUUGCUAUACUUCAGAAAGUAAAAACUUUUAAAAUUCAACCAAGUCAGGAACCCUUGCUGGUCAGAAUUGGAAUUCAUACAGGUCCAGUUGUUGCUGGAGUGGUGGGAACAUCAAUGCCUCGAUACUGUUUGUUUGGAAAUACAGUAAACAUGGCAUCAAGAAUGGAAAGUACUGGUGAAGCUUUACGAAUUCAAAUCAGCAAUCAAACAAGAGAUUUUCUUAUGUCUUGUGGAGAAUUCGAAAUUAAACCAAGAGGUCUUACAGAAGUUAAGGGUAAAGGUCAGGUUGAAACCUAUUGGCUAACUGGUGUAAAUGAUAUCUUAAAUGGUAACCAAUAUUCCUUAAAAAGGCGAAAUACUGAAAAUGUGUAUACUCAACCAGAUGAAAAAACUUUUCAUAAACUUUUAAGAGAGUCACCAAAAUUUCGGCAUAGAGUUCACUUGACUCCUGAAUAUUUACCAAAAACUCCAUCAUUUUCGAACAAACCUAAGAAACGUUACUCAAAUGACAAACGGUAUUCUAUUGAACUAGGUAGCAUAUCGCCAGAACAAAUGAACUUAAUAAGACCUCGUGUCUCAACAUUUCAUUCUCCUCUUCAUAGCUCUGCAACUAAUAGUCCUGUGAUAAACAAUAGUCUACCUGCUAGUCCUACAUACAUAUUAUGAUAAAAUAUGCUAAUUAUUCGUAAAUAUUUUCAUAUUGAAUAACUCGUACAGCUUAUCUCUUUCAUAAAUCCAUUAUAUAUAUAUAUAU
Messenger RNA from Hydra vulgaris (swiftwater hydra), 3978 nucleotides. Its product is annotated as atrial natriuretic peptide receptor 1. Gene Ontology annotation, biological process: protein phosphorylation; cGMP biosynthetic process; intracellular signal transduction. Gene Ontology annotation, molecular function: ATP binding; guanylate cyclase activity; protein kinase activity. The record is from RefSeq and is a predicted model, not a curated record. NCBI's taxonomy places the organism in Eukaryota, Metazoa, Cnidaria, Hydrozoa, Anthoathecata, Hydridae. Gene Ontology annotation, cellular component: plasma membrane.